GGCGCGCUCCUUUCCCAGCGGGGACCGCAGCGCCGUCAUCACGCCGAGGCGAACUUUUGUGGGCGUGAGUGAACUAGCUGCGGGUUGGGAAGGGAAAGGACCUGGAGCCCUCCGUGUGAAUGGCCAGGGGGGCAACGGGAAAGGAGCUGCGCAGGCGUGUGAGCGAGCGAGAAGGCCCCUCCGGCGAGUGAGGGGAGGCAGGAGGGGGUCUGUGGGGACGGGAGACCCUCCUCGGGCUCGUGGCUGGACCCUCCGCUUUCUGUGCCUCGGAGCAAUGCUCUUCCCCGCCUGCCGAGUUUCCCGUCAAGCACGUCAUUGUCUAAAUGCUUUGAAAUCAGCAAAAAAAGAUGGUCUUCCGCCUUUGUGUGUAACAAGAUGGGCUUCUUCUUCCCCUGUGCCUCGAAUCACUACCCACUAUACCAUUCACCCUCGGGACAAAGACAAACGAUGGGAAGGUGUCAGUAUGGAAAGAUUUGCAGAAGAAGCAGACGUUGUUAUAGUUGGAGCAGGCCCUGCAGGACUUUCUGCAGCUAUUCGACUGAAACAAUUAGCUAGUGAACAUGGCAAAGAAAUCCGUGUGUGCCUGGUGGAGAAAGCAGCUCAGAUUGGUGGACAUAUACUUUCUGGGGCUUGCCUUGAACCACGUGCCUUGGAGGAACUUUUCCCAGACUGGAAAGAGCGAGGGGCUCCACUUAAUACUACAGUAACAGAAGACAAAUUUGGGAUAUUGACAAAAAGCUCUAGAAUUCCAGUUCCCAUUCUUCCAGGUCUUCCAAUGACUAAUCAUGGGAAUUACAUCGUUCGCCUAGGGCACUUUGUGAGCUGGCUUGGAGAACAAGCUGAAGCGCUUGGUGUUGAAAUUUACCCAGGCUAUGGGGCAGCAGAGGUUCUUUUCCACGAAGAUGGCAGUGUGAAAGGGAUCGCCACAAAUGACGUUGGCAUCCAGAAGGAUGGGGCACCUAAGGCAACUUUUGAAAGAGGUUUGGAACUGCAUGCCAAAAUCACAAUAUUUGCUGAAGGUUGUCAUGGUCAUCUUGCAAAGCAGUUGUACAACACAUACAACUUGAGGGAGAACUGCCAGCCCCAGACUUAUGGCAUUGGCCUUAAGGAGCUGUGGCUUAUUGAUGAAAAGAAAUGGAAACCAGGAAGAGUAGAGCACACAGUUGGCUGGCCUUUGGACAGACAUACAUAUGGAGGGUCAUUUCUUUAUCAUUUAAACGAAGGUGAACCUUUAGUAGCUCUAGGAUUCGUGGUUGGCUUGGAUUAUCAAAAUCCUUUCCUGAGCCCAUUUAAGGAAUUCCAAAGGUGGAAACACCAUCCCAGUGUGCAGCCUACUUUAGAAGGUGGGAAGAGGAUUGCUUAUGGUGCCCGAGCUCUUAACGAAGGUGGUUUCCAGUCCAUACCCAAACUCACCUUCCCUGGUGGAGUCCUUAUUGGAUGCAGUCCAGGUUUCAUGAAUGUUCCUAAGAUUAAAGGUACACACACGGCAAUGAAAAGUGGCAUGGUGGCCUCUGAAGCCAUUUUCAGCCAACUAACUAAUGAAAAUCUCCAAUCAAAAACUAUAGGGCUUAAUGUGCCUGACUACGAAGACAAUUUGAAAAAGUCAUGGAUAUGGAAAGAACUCUAUGCAGUUAGGAACAUCCGUCCUUCGUGCCAUGGAGUCCUGGGAGUGUAUGGAGGAAUGAUUUACACUGGCAUAUUUUAUUGGAUACUAAGAGGAAUGGAGCCUUGGACACUAAAACACCCAGGGUCGGAUGCAGUACAGCUAAAGCCAGCCAAAGACUGCACACCUAUUGAAUACCCCAAACCUGAUGGAAAAUUAAGUUUUGACUUGCUCUCGUCAGUGGCUCUUAGUGGUACUAAUCAUGAACAUGACCAACCAGCACAUUUGACGCUGAAAGACGAUAGUGUUCCUGUCAACAAAAACCUAGCUAUAUACGAUGGACCUGAGCAACGAUUCUGCCCUGCAGGAGUCUAUGAAUACGUUCCUGUGGAAACGGGAGAAGGGCUACGAUUACAGAUAAAUGCUCAGAACUGUGUCCACUGCAAGACGUGUGAUAUCAAAGAUCCAAGCCAAAAUAUUAACUGGGUUGUACCUGAAGGGGGAGGAGGACCCGCUUAUAAUGGAAUGUAGCUCUGAUCAAAACUGACUGAAAAACUUUCCUAAGAGAGACUGCAAACUUUGGUUUUGUUAUCCUCAGAAGAGAUGCCACCAGUGGUCUGAAGGGUUCUGUAGGAGGCCCACAUCCUACUGAAGGCUGCACCUCUGUAAUAAAUACAAGAUAAUCCUUGCCUUGAACACACCUUUGCACUGUACCAAAAAAAAAGGCCCGGGGAGUAGAAAGCAUUUGAAUAUACUUUCAUCUGAUUUACCUAAUAAUUCAAGACUUGAAUACUAAUAAUGAAGCCUAUAUUCAAGCAUAUGGAAGGGUACCUCUAAAUGCUCUGUAACCACUGAUGCUAUGAAUAACUGCGAUGAAUUUGAUCUUAAAGAUACUUUGCAUUAAAUAAGGGAAUAGAGGCAGGAGCACAUGGUUUUGUUUAAUAAUAAA
Messenger RNA from Eublepharis macularius, 2552 nucleotides. RefSeq names its product electron transfer flavoprotein dehydrogenase (gene ETFDH). The transcript is spliced from 13 exons. The coding region runs from base 275 to 2134 and encodes 619 amino acids. Gene Ontology annotation, cellular component: mitochondrial inner membrane. The record is from RefSeq and is a predicted model, not a curated record. Gene Ontology annotation, molecular function: electron-transferring-flavoprotein dehydrogenase activity; iron-sulfur cluster binding. Gene Ontology annotation, biological process: electron transport chain. NCBI's taxonomy places the organism in Eukaryota, Metazoa, Chordata, Lepidosauria, Squamata, Eublepharidae.